Messenger RNA from Micropterus salmoides (largemouth bass), 1513 nucleotides. Its product is annotated as 5-hydroxytryptamine receptor 3A-like. Gene Ontology annotation, biological process: monoatomic ion transmembrane transport; regulation of membrane potential; nervous system process. Gene Ontology annotation, molecular function: neurotransmitter receptor activity; transmembrane signaling receptor activity; extracellular ligand-gated monoatomic ion channel activity. The record is from RefSeq and is a predicted model, not a curated record. The transcript has 10 exons. Lineage: Eukaryota; Metazoa; Chordata; Actinopteri; Centrarchiformes; Centrarchidae. Gene Ontology annotation, cellular component: neuron projection; synapse; membrane. Bases 1 to 1344 code for a protein of 447 amino acids.
AUGCUUGCUGGCUUUCUCUUUCUCCUCCUUCUCAGAGAUGGACUGUCCUCUGAGCGUAACUGCAGUUAUCACGAUGUUUUAAAGCACUUGAACUUUACCGAAAACAAAGAUCUGCACUCCUUGAUCCGGCCUGUUAAAAACCACAAAGAGCCCACAGUGGUACACAUGGAUGUCCUACUCUAUGCUAUUCUAGAUGUGAAUGAGAAGGAACAGCAAGUGGUUCCUUACGUUUGGAUUAAUAUGUGGUGGAAGAGCGACUACAUUGCUUGGGAUCCUGCAGACUUCUGUGGUAUUAGGAAAUUUUCUCUUCCUACUGAAUUAUUGUGGAAGCCAGAUCUAACUAUUGAAGAAAUGACAGAGAAGGACAAGGCCCCUCCAAGUCCUUAUCUCACUGUUAACAGUCGAGGUGAAGUAGAAGUUAUGAACGACCAGGUACUGGUCAGCACCUGUGGAAUGCACGUUUACAAAUUCCCCUUUGACAUUCAGAGCUGCAACAUCUCCUUCAAGUCUGUCGUACACUCUGUUGAAGAAAUACACCUUGUUCAGUAUCUCAACUCUUCUGAGGCCACAGAGUCGUCUCGUGAGUUGAUGCGGACCCAGUACGAGUGGCUGUUCAUCAACAUGACAGUCACCAACAAAACUGUCGAGACUUUCGGCUUCAAACAAGAUGUGAUGAUUUAUACAAUCUCCAUCAGGAGGAGGUCUGCCCUUUACAUCGCCAACUUCAUGUUGCCCGUCUUGUUCUUCUUGUGUCUGGACUUGGCCUCCUUCCUGAUCUCAGACAGCGGGGGUGAGAAGCUCAGCUUCAAGGUCACUGUUCUGCUUGCUGUCACUGUGUUACAACUUAUUCUGAAUGAAAUUCUGCCUUCUUCAUCAGACAAGAUUCCACUUAUAGCGACCUACUGUAUUGGAAUUUUUGGUUUGAUGCUGCUCAGCCUCCUGGAGACGAUUUUGGUAAUGCAUCUGAUGGAGAAAGACUCCCAAGACGACGAGGCCGAUAAAGACCAAAGCCUGAGUGAGGACUGUAACAAACAGAGCAAAAAAUGGACUCUCUGUGAUGUGUCUACUGGUGAAACUCCAUCUGAACUGCUGUCGGAGGCCAAAGAGGGUAGCAGCAGCAAACUGACAGAGGAGUGCCAUGACUCUGAAAAGCUCUCAGAUGACCUGAGGGAGGUGUUGAAAACACUGAGCGUGCUUCUCAACAGCAAGAAGGAAGAAGGGAAGCCCGGCUACUGGGCCAGAGUGACUAAAAGAAUCAACAAAGCCUUUUUCAUUUUCUAUGUCAUAGCUGCGAGUCUGUUUUUACUCUGUAUGUGUAUCAGUUGGACUUAUGCAGAAGAAUAAUUGUGCUAAAUAGUGAAACAUACUGAAUGAUUGAGUUACAGUUCCCAGAAGUUGUAAUGCGUUAAUUUUUGGUGAUCAGUCCUGCAUCAGCACUAUGAACCUACUGGGAAAAUUUAUUCUGAUGAUUGACAACAAGUCAUGUGGCCCUUCAGGUUAUGCAGAUGUGAAG